This is a messenger RNA of Helianthus annuus (common sunflower), 1264 nucleotides long. RefSeq names its product proliferating cell nuclear antigen. The coding region runs from base 209 to 1003 and encodes 264 amino acids. Gene Ontology annotation, molecular function: DNA polymerase processivity factor activity; DNA binding. Gene Ontology annotation, biological process: leading strand elongation; translesion synthesis; regulation of DNA replication. Gene Ontology annotation, cellular component: PCNA complex. The transcript has 4 exons. NCBI's taxonomy places the organism in Eukaryota, Viridiplantae, Streptophyta, Magnoliopsida, Asterales, Asteraceae. The record is from RefSeq and is a predicted model, not a curated record.
UCAUUGGCCAUACCACAUCUUUAACGGUUUAACCCAAAAACUCUGCCACAAUCCCAGUUUCCCACCUCCCCCAAAUCUUGGCGGGAAAUACUUUCCCUAUAAAACACUCAAACCCUUAUCUUCCCUCGUUAUUUUGUUCUCCCUCCCUCCCGGCGACUUUCAAACCCUAACCCUAGUUUUCUUCCAUCUUUCAUCAUUCGCCGGAAUAAUGUUGGAGCUGAGGCUAGUUCAGGGUAGUCUUCUGAAGAAGGUGAUGGAGUCGCUCAAAGAUCUGGUGACCGACGCCAACUUUGACUGCUCCGCCACCGGAUUCUCGCUUCAGGCCAUGGAUUCCAGCCACGUGGCACUGGUGUCUCUCCUUCUCAGAUCUGAAGGGUUUGAACACUACAGGUGUGACCGGAACUUAUCCAUGGGCAUGAAUCUUAAUAAUAUGUCCAAGAUGCUAAAAUGCGCCGGAAAUGAUGAUAUCAUUACUCUUAAGGCUGAUGAUGGGAGUGAUACUGUUACUUUCAUGUUUGAAAGCCCUACCCAAGAUAAGAUUGCUGAUUUUGAGAUGAAGUUAAUGGACAUCGACAGUGAGCACCUUGGAAUUCCUGAAGCCGAGUAUCAUGCCAUUGUUCGGAUGCCUUCAUCUGAAUUUGCUAGGAUCUGUAAAGAUCUUAGUAGUAUCGGCGAUACAGUUGUGAUUUCUGUGACCAAGGAGGGCGUUAAGUUCUCGACAAGAGGUGAUAUCGGAACUGCAAAUGUUGUUUGUAGGCAGAACACUACAGUAGACAAGCCCGAGGAAGCAACAGUUAUAGAGAUGAACGAACCAGUGUCUUUGACAUUUGCAUUAAGAUACAUGAACUCGUUUACAAAGGCGACUCCGUUGUCAAGUACCGUCACAAUCAGUUUGUCGUCAGAGCUUCCUGUAGUGGUGGAGUACAAGAUAGCUGAGAUGGGUUAUAUCAGGUUCUAUUUGGCUCCUAAGAUAGAAGAAGAUGAAGAGGACAACAAAUCUUGAAUCGGGUUAUAAGCUGAGAGUUAUAUGCUUUGUUAGUUGUUUGUUAAAGAUAUUGCUGGCAUGUCUUCAAUUGAAGUACAGUGGGUAAUCUGUACUCACAAGAAUUUGGUCAAACUGUUUUUUUUUUUAUUUCGUUAGGAUUUUUUUUUCUCUUUUUGUACGAGGCGAUUGUUAUUUUUUACUUUCAGAGUUCAGACCAAUGAUUAUUGAUUUGUGUGUUAUGAAUCAUGAACUUUUUUUAAAAAAAAAUGGGUUAUAGCA